Messenger RNA from Caenorhabditis angaria, 1054 nucleotides. NCBI's taxonomy places the organism in Eukaryota, Metazoa, Nematoda, Chromadorea, Rhabditida, Rhabditidae. The record is from the annotation of a GenBank genome assembly.
AUGAACAUACCUAUACUAAUUUCUCUGAUUUUUCUGGUUUCGAAAGUUGUUGGAAGGUGUUGGGAUGACAAUGAUUUGGAAAUAAACGGAAGAUGUUUUCAAUUUAACAAUCAAUAUUUGAAUUGGGAUGAUGCAAGAAAAGCAUGUUGGAAUCAAGGAUACUAUUUGGCUAGUAUACAUAGUUCUUCGGAAUCUGAUAAAAUCACAGGUAACAAAUACUUUUUCAAGAAAACUAUACCGAUAUUGUUAUUCAGAAUAUGUUCGAAGACAAGCAAACAGCACAGAUUCCACGUUUUAUUGGUUUGGAUUAUAUUAUACUUCAUCAAAUAACUGGGCCUAUGAUGAUGGUUCUGCUGUAGACUAUCUCAACUGGUUGCCAGAUUUUCCUGAUCAAUAUCAUUAUGCUCUUGCAUAUAUUGAUAAUGGCAAAUGGUUUACAGUUAGCUCGAAUUCAGAAGAAGCGUAUUUAUGCUCAUAUUAUUCUAAUUUUGAGUCAACAGUCGAAGCGUCCACUGUAGAAGUGACAACCUCCAGACCUUCACCUAUCCAAGCAUCAACAUCUUUUCCAACAACAACUACACCCGGGUUAACAACAAUUUCAAGAUCUCCCACAGUUUGUCAAUCAAAUGAUGUGAAGUUGAAUAAUCGAUGCUACAGUUUCAAUAACAAUGAAUUGUCUCAAGAAGAUGCAAAAGCUGAGUGUGCGAAAAUUGGGAAAACAUUGGCCGUGUUUGAUACUUUGAGCCAGAUAAAUUUUAUAACUUGUGAGUUUUUAGAAUGAUCGCAAUAAGAUUUUCAUUAUGUUUCCCUAGCCUAUGCUCAAUCCCAAUUUCAAACAACAUUUGGCAACUUCUGGAUUGGCCUACAGCGUUCAAAUUCCGCUUCACCGUUUUACUGGCAAAACGAAGGAGCCCUAACUAUCACAAAUUGGUCUCCCGGCUAUCCUUUUAACGGUCAACUGAUUGUUGGACAAGAUAUUUCGAAUGGAAAAUGGAAAACUUUUGAUAAUAAUAAUAAUGUUCGUCUUUUUUCAGUUUGUAGUGGAAUUGUUUAA